Drosophila guanche is the source of this 1927-nucleotide messenger RNA. RefSeq names its product transcription factor grauzone. The coding region runs from base 96 to 1859 and encodes 587 amino acids. Gene Ontology annotation, molecular function: zinc ion binding; DNA-binding transcription factor activity. NCBI's taxonomy places the organism in Eukaryota, Metazoa, Arthropoda, Insecta, Diptera, Drosophilidae. The transcript is spliced from 5 exons. Gene Ontology annotation, cellular component: nucleus. The record is from RefSeq and is a predicted model, not a curated record.
CAUCUCUAAUUUAAAAUUACAUCGCUAAUUAUGUUGUUUACAGGAACAGCAGCAACUAAAAAGUGCAAUUAGCUUGUUGUAUAUUGCCAACAAAGAUGAUUUGCAGAUUAUGCCUGCGCAACAUAAAUCCCAGCAAUGCCGUUUUUCUCUUUGAAACAAAUGAGACGCUGGCGGAGACGACUCUGGUCAAGAUGAUUGCCAAAUUCCUGCAGCUGGAGAUCACGCCCGACGACAGCAUCUCGACGAAUGUUUGCACCGAGUGCUGCGAGCAUCUGGAGGACUUCAACACCUUCUGGCAGCUGGUGGAACAGAAGCAGGGAACUCUCAAAAAGGAGUUCCUUACCGUCGACGUGGACUGUGUGGCUAUGAAGUGGACGGGCGAGGUAGACGCGGACAUCAACAUUGACGAGUUGCCGCUGGUGGCAACAGAAAUGGAUGAGAAGCCCCUCGAUAUGCACAACCUCAGCCUCUUGGGCAGUGUUCUGGACGUUAACGUGGACAGUGUGGUGGUGCCACAGGCGCCGCCAGUGGAUAUAAAAAUUCAGCCAACUGACUACCUGUCCGAGGAAGACGACCAUCCAUUCCAUCUCGAGCCUUCUGACACCGAAUUCGAGUGCGAUGCAGUCCCCGAAGAAGGCACAUCUGACGACGAGCCGCUGGUCAAGCUGCAGAGCAAGCUAAAGCCCAAGCGCAAGUCCCACGCGCGCACUACAAAGACACGAGAAGAAAAAUGUUCGCUCGAAGCGCAGGAGCUGAAGUACAUGCUUGGGCGGGGCGCUGGCAGCAAAGGGCGUCGCAAGAAGGCACCUGGCCAGCGCAUACCCACGGAGGUGCAGGAAAGCGAGCUGCAGGCAGCGCUCGAGCGCAAGCCCAAGGGCUGCUCGCGGGCCCAGCUGGCCAAGCGAUACGAGGAAGUGAUUGCCAGCUACAUGAAUGCCGACUGUGACCUGUGCGACUUCAGUGCCAAGUAUCUGUCCGAGCUGAAGGUUCACUUCCUGGAGGUCCAUCAGCGUGAGUUCUACAUCAAGUGCUGCAACAAGGUCUUCACACGCGCUUCCAAACUGAUGGACCACAUACGCAAGCACCUCAAUCCCAAGCUAUUCACCUGCUCUAUCUGCCAGAAGACGCUCAAUUCGCAGGACUAUCUGGCCACCCACAUCGAGACGGUGCACAACAAAGUGGAUAAGAUUGACAAAUUGCUGCAGUUCCCCUGCUCCAAGUGCGAGCGCACCUUCAGCAGCGAGCGACGCCUGGCUAAUCAUCUCGCUAAGCACGACACGGAGACACUCGAGCACACCUGCCCCAUGUGCCAUAAAAACUUUGCCAAUGUCCAUCGGCUGCGCAGGCACAUUCAGUCCAUACACGAGGAUCUGCACCGGCAUGUGUGCGACAUCUGCGGCAAGAAGUUCAAGUUUAAGCCAUCGUUCGAGCGUCAUUUGCGCGAGCAUCAGGGCGUGGUGGCACCGACCAUGCAGUGCCCCGUCUGCGGUGUCUGGCUGAAGAACGAGCACAGUCUGCGGCUGCAUCGCUUCACCCACGACAGCACCAACACGGCCUGUCCGCACUGCUCGAAGACGUGCAACUCGAGAACGGCUCUUCGCGCACACAUCAAAUAUGCCCACAAGCUGACGACCAGCUUCCAGUGUACAUACUGCGAGAAGACCUUUAAGCAGCAGCGCAACCUGGACGAGCAUCUGGCCAUCCACACGGGCCUCCAGCUGUACAACUGUCCGCACUGCCCCAAGGAGUGCCGCUCUCGGUCCAACAUGUACGUGCACAUUAAGCAGCGGCAUGCGGAGGAGUGGCUCACCGCCAAGAUGGCCCGCUCCCACAAUCCGCAGUUCAAGCCGCACGCCUAAAGCCUAGUUCUAGCCUAGUUAGUCCACUAAACAAUGCACUAAAUAAACGACACAAACUAAUACUAGUA